Fonsecaea pedrosoi CBS 271.37 is the source of this 1176-nucleotide messenger RNA. RefSeq lists its product as uncharacterized. The record is from RefSeq and is a predicted model, not a curated record. NCBI's taxonomy places the organism in Eukaryota, Fungi, Ascomycota, Eurotiomycetes, Chaetothyriales, Herpotrichiellaceae. Bases 1 to 1176 code for a protein of 391 amino acids. The transcript has 6 exons. Gene Ontology annotation, molecular function: oxidoreductase activity; FMN binding.
AUGGAGCAACUCAUCACCCCGAUCAAACAUCUAAAACAGCCCUUGCAGAUCGGCCCGCUGAAGCUUCGAAACCGGUUUGCCAUGUCCUCGAUUUCUCGGAAUAGAUCCGACAAUACAUACCCAAACGAGCUGAAUGGAGAAUACUUCUACCAGCGUGCCCUCGGAGGUGCCGGCCUGAUCGUCGCCGGAGGAGCCCUCAUCGAGCCGCAGGGGACGCCGAUGCGGGAAACGCCUCAGAUCGACACGCACGAACAUAUGCUGGCGUGGAAAAAGGUCGUCGACAAGGUGCACACGGUGCCCGGGUCGGUGUUUUUCUGUCAGCUGUGGCACUGCGGACGCAUGACAUACGCGGACGCAAAGAUCCAAAAGGACUAUGGGCGACCGACCAUCGCCCCGAGCGCGAUCCAGGCGCGCAUGGGAGUCGCACCCGACAACGACGGCGUGUAUGAUCUCGAGCCAGGACUCGAAAAGGGGUAUUCCACGCCGACGGCCAUCGAGGACCCGAAAGCGGUGGUCGAGCAGUUCCGGCGAUCGGCCAUUUUUGCAAAAGCCGCUGGAUUCGACGGCGUCGAGUUGCAUGGCGCCAAUGGGUAUCUGGUUGCACAGUUUCUCGACGACGGCGCCAAUAUUAGGACGGACGCAUACGGUGGAUCAGUCGAAAAUCGAGCAAGAUUCUGUCUAGAGUGCAUCGACGCCUUGGUCGAAGUAUGGGGUCCGUACCGCGUCGGCAUCAAGCUGUCGCCCGCCGUCGGUCGAGGCGAUCUGGGCAUGUUCCCGGUCGAAAGACAGAUUGAGCAGUUCACGUACCUGAUCAAGGAACUCGACAAGCGGCCGUUGGCAUACAUAAACCUGGUCCGAUAUCUUGAGUUCAUGGACAUGGAAGUCGACGGCAAGAUGCGCGGGCCCAAGCACCCCGUGUGGGCGACGUAUCGCCACCUGAUCAAGAACGCCAAAGUGUUUCUCAACGGCGCCAUCUCGCUGGUCGAGGCCGAGGAGCUCCUCAAGGACGACACCGGCGACGUCAUCGUGUUUGGACGCCCGUGGCUGGUCAACCCGGACUUUGCCAACGCGGCCAUGGCAGGCAAGGAGAAGGAAAUCACAUUCGACUUUAACUUUGACGUGAGUCCUCCCCCUGAAUUUAUUCGUGGAUGGGAUACUGAUCCAGCACGGGGCUAG